This is a messenger RNA of Pteropus alecto (black flying fox), 2715 nucleotides long. RefSeq names its product protein kinase C beta (gene PRKCB). Gene Ontology annotation, molecular function: zinc ion binding; ATP binding; diacylglycerol-dependent serine/threonine kinase activity. NCBI's taxonomy places the organism in Eukaryota, Metazoa, Chordata, Mammalia, Chiroptera, Pteropodidae. The annotation marks the transcript as partial. The transcript has 16 exons. Gene Ontology annotation, biological process: protein phosphorylation. The record is from RefSeq and is a predicted model, not a curated record.
AGGGGCUUCGGGAAGCAAGGAUUUCAGUGCCAAGUCUGCUGUUUCGUCGUGCACAAGCGGUGCCAUGAAUUUGUCACUUUCUCCUGCCCAGGCGCCGACAAGGGCCCAGCCUCUGAUGACCCCCGGAGCAAACACAAGUUCAAGAUCCACACGUACUCCAGCCCCACGUUCUGCGACCACUGCGGGUCCCUGCUCUACGGGCUCAUUCACCAAGGGAUGAAGUGUGACACCUGCAUGAUGAACGUCCACAAGCGCUGCGUGAUGAACGUGCCCAGCCUCUGCGGCACGGACCACACGGAGCGCCGCGGCCGCAUCUCCAUCAAGGCGCAGAUCGAGAAGGAAGUCCUCACCGUGGUCGUAAGAGAUGCCAAAAACCUCGUCCCUAUGGACCCCAACGGCUUGUCAGAUCCCUACGUGAAGCUGAAACUCAUUCCCGACCCCAAAAGUGAGAGCAAGCAGAAGACCAAAACCAUCAAGUGCUCCCUGAACCCCGAGUGGAACGAGACCUUCAGAUUCCAGCUGAAGGAAUCGGACAAGGACAGGAGGCUGUCCGUGGAGAUUUGGGACUGGGACCUGACCAGCCGGAAUGACUUCAUGGGGUCCUUGUCGUUCGGGAUCUCUGAGCUGCAGAAGGCUGGCGUCGAUGGCUGGUUCAAGCUUCUGAGCCAGGAGGAAGGCGAGUACUUCAACGUGCCGGUGCCGCCGGAGGGCGGCGAGUGUGACGACGACCUGCGCCAGAAGUUCGAGAGGGCCAAGAUCGGUCAGGCGCCCAAGACCCCGGAAGAGAAGACGACCAACACCACCUCCAAAUGUGACAGCAAUGGCAGCGGGGACCGGAUGAAGCUGACCGACUUCAACUUCCUGAUGGUGCUCGGGAAAGGCAGCUUCGGCAAGGUCAUGCUCUCGGAGCGGAAAGGCACGGACGAGCUGUACGCCGUGAAGAUCCUGAAGAAGGACGUGGUGAUCCAGGACGACGACGUGGAGUGCACGAUGGUGGAGAAGCGGGUGCUGGCGCUGCCUGGGAAGCCGCCCUUCCUCACCCAGCUGCACUCCUGCUUCCAGACCAUGGACCGCCUGUACUUCGUGAUGGAGUAUGUGAACGGCGGGGACCUCAUGUACCACAUCCAGCAGGUCGGCCGGUUCAAGGAGCCUCACGCCGUAUUCUACGCCGCAGAAAUCGCCAUCGGCCUGUUCUUCCUACAAAGCAAGGGCAUCAUUUACCGCGACCUAAAACUCGACAACGUGAUGCUGGACUCCGAGGGCCACGUGAAGAUCGCCGACUUCGGCAUGUGUAAGGAGAACAUGUGGGACGGCGUGACCACCAAGACCUUCUGCGGCACUCCAGACUACAUCGCCCCCGAGAUCAUCGCUUAUCAGCCCUACGGGAAGUCGGUGGACUGGUGGGCUUUCGGAGUCUUGCUCUACGAAAUGCUGGCCGGGCAGGCGCCGUUCGAAGGGGAGGACGAGGACGAGCUCUUCCAGUCCAUCAUGGAGCACACCGUGGCCUACCCGAAGUCCAUGUCCAAGGAGGCCGUGGCCAUCUGCAAAGGGCUGAUGACCAAACACCCAGGCAAACGUCUGGGCUGCGGACCCGAAGGCGAGCGAGACAUCAAAGAACAUGCAUUCUUCCGGUACAUAGACUGGGAGAAACUCGAACGCAAAGAGAUCCAGCCCCCGUAUAAGCCGAAAGCCUGUGGGCGAAACGCCGAAAACUUCGACCGGUUUUUCACCCGUCACCCACCAGUCCUAACACCUCCCGACCACGAAGUCAUCAGGAACAUUGACCAAUCAGAAUUUGAAGGAUUUUCCUUUGUUAACUCUGAAUUUUUAAAACCCGAAGUCAAGAGCUAAGUAGAUGCACAGAGCUCCGUCCUUCGUUUCUGUCAUUCAAGCUCAGCGGCUACUGUGGUGACAUUCUUUUUUUUUUUUUUUUUCAUUGCAAAGUUGCAUCCAUGUUUUAUUUGCUAAUGAGGCUAGAGUGGCCAUGUUUCAGAACCCAAAUGUCCUCGGGUAGUUUGGAGCAUCGCGAUGAGAUGGGAUGAUGCAGUUGGCGUGUGGAAGACGCUGCUGCAUAAUUAACUCGUUAUCGACGUCCUCUUACAAUUUACUUUCCCCGGCAUGUCAGCUAAGUAGAGCCAGGGGGGACAUAAAAUGCCUGCUCUCUCUCCUUUUUUUUUUUUCCUGCAUGGCCGUUUCUGUGCAUCCUCCAGCGUUAGCCACGCAGCCGCCACCCUUCCUACCCCAUGGGUGCAUGGUCGGAUGCUAGCGGCUCUCAUCCACGCCUGGCCCUGGGGUUGGCUAGUACACAACUUCACGGUCGCUUUGACUGAGAGAGAAUGCGGUUUCUCCAUUCGGCCCGGCUCGGAGGAAGCACGCGCUUUGCGCAGAACAUGCGAAAAAGAAAAAAAAAAUAAUUUUGUGUGUUAUGUUUUUAACUGCGGGUUAAAAACAUAAGCCCUUUCAAAAUUCCAAGUGCCUGCUUUCAGGCCACCCCAGUCUAAACGCGCCUGCGGAGAUCAAACGACAGCCAGCUCGGGCACUGCCUCACGCUGUCAUUUCUGACCCUGCGUGUCCCCGAGCACCUUCAUCCCCAAACUCCUGGCAGAGGGCAUUUGGCGCCACUUCCUGAAACUCCCCGGCCACUCUAGCGAGGUCCCAAGGGACCAUGAUUUUACAUGACAUUUCAAACUUUAUUUGCUUUGGGGUUUUAUUUCU